Caenorhabditis auriculariae is the source of this 1911-nucleotide messenger RNA. The record is from the annotation of a GenBank genome assembly. NCBI's taxonomy places the organism in Eukaryota, Metazoa, Nematoda, Chromadorea, Rhabditida, Rhabditidae.
AUGGAAGAUGGGGAAGAACUCGUGGAAGCCGUUGUCAGCAUUUUGAUCAUUUUUGGUCUGUUUGGAAAUGCCAACGUCGUUUUUGCGAUCGCACGAAAUAAGGAGUUGCGGACGAAAAGUGGUGGGUUCGAGUUCUGAGUAAAAUUUAGAGACGGCUUUCAGGAUGCCUCGUUUUUGUCUUGUCAGUGUCUCAUCUCGUCUGCAUAUUUUCGGAAAUGAUCGGCCUAACUCUGAGGUUGAGGUAAAAUACCAAAGUAGCGAAAACUUCGAAACGGCACGUUUCAGAUUCCGACCAAUGUCGCGAAGAAAGUGCUUCGAGUACAACGCCGCCUACGUCUUCUGUAUAAUGUUCCAGUCGGCUUUGUUCUUGGCCAUCACAGUAGACCUCGCUCUGAGUAUUCUUUGUCCGAUCAGGUAGAGAAAGAAGAUAAAACAGACUGAAACCCGGUUGCAGACAUCGGCUAUGGAACAAGUACCGGUACGUGGCGACUCUGUGCUUGCCUCCGUUCAUCUACGCCUCCGUCUGCUGUCUGGUCGGCUUCGUUUUCAUGAACGACGAGAUCACGCCGACCUGCAUCCCAGUCACAGGUAGGUUUCAACCUUAAAGAAGCACCUUGAUGUCUGAGUGCAGCUACUCUUCCCGAAAUAUACAUCUCGAUCUCUUCUGUGAACGUCUUCUGCAAUUUGGGCACAAUUUUUCUCACCGGCACUUCCAUCUACAUCUUCAUGCAUCGAGGUAGUUUACUAUCUCGCAUGCUGAGCAGGGUAACCCCGCCGUGCUAACACCGCGGGUGCCCCCGUAUUAAACCCGUAUAAGCCCAGCUGAUAGAACUUUUGGCACUUUUUAGCCCAACUGAGACCCCGCUUUAGCCCAGCUGGGUUAUCUAUUUUUCUUACACCCGUUGUUCCCCCGUUUUAGCCCAACUGAGACUAAAAUAACCUCAGAAACACGGGUUUAAUACGGGUACACCCGUUGAGACACCUGCUCAGCAUGCGAGAUGCUAUUAAUAGUUUAACUAUGGACGCUCGAGUUCAUAUGAAAUACAUUUCACGUUGAUAUUUAGAAAAAAAGAAUGCAAGAAUGCCCUAAGGCGACAAUGAAACGAAUAUUUAUUUGAACGGAAUCGAUAUGUUAAAUUUAGAGAGUCUACUGGAGAGUUAAAUUAGAUAAAAAAGCUUUUCCAAGGGAUUAUUGUUUGUAAAGAACACAGUUGAAUCUCCUUUGAGUAUUGAACUAAGGGAAUAGAGAUUAUAUAGAUUAUAGGUCGAAAUUGUUUUGAUGAAGAGAAAAUUGUUUUAGUUCAUGCCUCCUAACUUUAUUAAACUGUUUUCGCAGAAAGACCUCGCCAAAGCAGCCGACGGUCCUACUCUACAGCGAGCAACGACAGUCAUGAAAAGAACAAGGUUUUCUUUCCCCAGCAGUCAAAUUCAAAUGAAGAUCUGAAGAUAUUUCGCUCAACCUUCUACCUGAUGACGGUGUACAUCGCGUCGUGGGUUCUCGCCUGCUUCCUUUUCGAGUUUUUCAUUUCCUACUACGACGCUGAGGUCGCCGCUCGCGAAUAUCUGCCUUACUUGGUGAGUGGAAGAGAACUCUUCCUUAUUUCUUCAAACAUAAUCCAAUACCCUCGCCGAAGUUCCGAAAGAUCUUCAACCGGCGCAAUUGGGCUAAACCUCUUCAAAAAGCCUCCUCGAUGGAUCCCUUAAUCCUCCAUCAACAAGUUUCUUGUGAAGCUUUUGAACUUUCCCCUUUUCCAGAUUCUAAUCGCGAUGCCUACGUACUGUCAGACGUACUUUGUGACAUUCGCACGAUCGCCGCGAUAUCGUCGCGUCUAUCUGCGACAGCUGCGAUCGCUGACUCGCGGACGACACUUCCCGCCGCGACCCGACUGGAAACCGGCCGCCGCACUCUGA